AUGCUGUGGCUGGCGUACGGGCUGCUGAUGCCCGUGGGGCUCAUCACGGCGCGCCAUCUGCAGACCGUCACGCCCAAGUGGUUCGCCAUCCACUGGGGCAUCCAGCUGCUGGCGGUGAUGCUGGCGAUGAUCGGGUUCUUCAUCGGCGUCGCCAAGUUCGGCGCGGAUGCCGCCACGGAGUCGCGCCAUGCGCGCAUGGGCAUCGCCGUCUUCACCUUCACGCUCGCGCAGCCGCUGCUGGGGGUCAUUCGCCCGCACAAGGGGAACAAGGUGCGCCCGCACAAGGGGAACAAGGUGCGCCCGCACAAGGGGAACAAGGUGCGCCCGCACAAGGGGAACAAGGUGCGCCCGCACAAGGGGAACAAGGUGCGCCCGCACAAGGGGAACAAGGUGCGGUGCGGUGGGAGUGUUGAGAUGCCUCUCAAAACAAUCUGCAUGCAUGCCUGGGUGUCGUGCGCCAAGUCGCACUAG
Messenger RNA from Closterium sp. Yama58-4, 471 nucleotides. The record is from the annotation of a GenBank genome assembly. NCBI's taxonomy places the organism in Eukaryota, Viridiplantae, Streptophyta, Zygnematophyceae, Desmidiales, Closteriaceae.